Astrephomene gubernaculifera is the source of this 736-nucleotide messenger RNA. The record is from the annotation of a GenBank genome assembly. Lineage: Eukaryota; Viridiplantae; Chlorophyta; Chlorophyceae; Chlamydomonadales; Astrephomenaceae.
GGCACAUGCUGCCCCGGUCAGAAUUCGCAGCCUCCUUCUGGCGAGUGUACGGCGCACUUCAGGCAGCGACCAACGACCAACCGCCCUUCGCCUGUCCCCCCUCCUCCACCUCCUCCUCUUCCGCGGGCCCCGCUUCCAUGUCUUCCUCCUCUUCGGCCUCCUCGCCCCCAACCGGCUCCUCUGCACUCAGCAGCUCAGCAGCAGCAGGAGGGCGGGUGGUCGUGGGCAUGCCCAGCUUCUUCACCUUCAUGACGCUUCUGGCCCUGGAUGCAUUCCUCGCCCGGCCGCCCGAGCUGCGGCCGCAUGUGGUGGUGCUGGAGGUGGGAAUCGGGGGCCGCUUGGACGCAACCAACGGAGUGGUGACCCACGGGUCACUUGCGGCUGCCGGCAUUACCUCUCUGGGCAUGGAUCACGUGGAGCUCCUGGGCGACACACUGCCGAAGAUCGCGCGUGAGAAGGCGGGCAUCAUGAAAGCCGGCCGACCGGUGCUGGUGUCGCCGCAGCAGCCUGACGCCAUGCAGGCGCUGCAGGAGGUGUCCGCUAGAGUGGGAGCGCCCCUAGCCGUACCGCCACCCCUGCAGCAUUACCGACUGUCGUUGAGCAGCUGCCGCUGCGCCGCUGUCGACGUUGCCCACGCCGGUGGUCGAGGUAACAACGGCAGUGGCGGUGGCGGCGGCGGUGAUGCCACGCACGCAGAGGGUGACAGCAUGUUGGUGUUGGGGUUGGGUGGUGAGCA